Fusarium fujikuroi IMI 58289 is the source of this 555-nucleotide messenger RNA. RefSeq lists its product as uncharacterized. The record is from RefSeq and is a predicted model, not a curated record. Lineage: Eukaryota; Fungi; Ascomycota; Sordariomycetes; Hypocreales; Nectriaceae. Gene Ontology annotation, molecular function: oxidoreductase activity. Bases 1 to 555 code for a protein of 184 amino acids. The transcript is spliced from 2 exons.
AUGAAAGUCUCUAAUCUUUUGUUGUCUCUUCUCCCUCUGACAGCAGCUGCAUCAAGCAUUCCCCAAACUCGCACAGUUUCUGCUCUUGAACCAGCCUCAUCCGCCGAAUGCUGCCCCUUCACUUACAAACCGACAUGUACCAAGAAUCUCGAACGAGUUUAUCACAUCAAGCUCUUCUACAACCGAAAGGAAGGCAUUACGCCUGAGCAGUUCAACGCCUACUGGGCCAACAACCAUACCAAGACUGCUGGAGACUUUCACUUACGUUUUGGGGUUUACAAGUACUCGCAGUACCACUCUACCCCUGAACUUCGAGACAUUCUUCGCGUCCCCGGUGCAGCUCCAGUGCUAGAGUUCGAUGGCGCUGCAGAAUUCUGGGUUCCAACUAUGGAGACGUUCCAGGCUAUGGGAUCUGAUCCAUUCUACAGAGAUGUGAUUACUCCUGAUGAGAACAACUUCAUUGAUCACUCCUCCAUGAGGAUGAUUGUUGGUUUCGACUAUAUCAUGGUGGAUAACCAAAACGCUGUCACGGAGCAUGGAAGAACCUUUCAAUAG